Molecule: messenger RNA, 763 nt
Organism: Symbiodinium pilosum
Lineage: Eukaryota; Dinophyceae; Suessiales; Symbiodiniaceae
Source: the annotation of a GenBank genome assembly
AUGGCACCCCUGUUUGUGGAGAUCGCGGUCUUCAGCAUGUGGGGAUGCAUGCUUAUAAUCGGCGGGCUUGUUCUGACCUCACAGUCGCUGGACCUUAUCAGAGUAGGCCCGUUAGUGCCACUGACGGUGUUGGCUUGCGUGAUGCCCUUUGCUGUGGGACUACACAUAAUGCGAAGGACUCUGUACCACAAACAUUUGCUAUUAGAAGGCCUGGCCAUGUUUGAUCUGCGACAUGCCCAAUGUCGCUUAGAGAGUGACCGAGAUUUCGUGCACAAAGCCAUCAUUGAUUGGUAUGGCACUGCGGAAGCCUUCACGGACUAUGUGCGAGGGCCACUGCACGACGAGCUCUUGAAGUCCUCGCUAAAUUUUACGAUUCCUGCUCAAUAUUACGCCAUUAUUCUACUUGGAUUUGUGUCAGAGAGCCUGGAUGAACUGCUGGGCUUGGUCGUAGCACGUGCUCCCUGGAGAAGUAUAAUCGGUCACCUCAUUGGCCACACCAUCGGCAUGUCUGCGUGGGUCAUCAUAGCGCUGGAGCUGUUGGCUUACAUCAGUUAUCGUUGGGCGGCACCGCGCAAAAGCUGGGCGUUGAACGUUGGGCUUUCAUUCCUGAGUUUCCUGCCUUUCCCUUUUUACAUAGGCUUAGGUUCUUCGUUGACCCGUGCAGCAGUUCGGAGGGGCUUGCGUCAGAGCUUUGUUAUUGCCUUCCUGUCUACAACGGCCUCGUUCUGCACGGUGCGUUUCAACCGGCUCCAUCCAGGACAAA